AUGUUUCGUUGAUACAACUUUUCAACAUAAUAUAAACAUGAAGAAGUACCUGCAUCUACUUUCUGUAUUGUUUUUUUAUGACAUCUUAGAAACUCGAGGUUUUGCAGACUUUUUGAAUGUCCAAACAUUUCGAAGGAUUGGCAAGCCGCAAUUCGUGUUAUUUUACGCUGCCUGGUGUAAACCUUGUAAACAGUUGCUGCAAACAUGGAACCAACUGGCAGAUAAAUAUCAUCAGGAAUAUUCUUGGAAAAAAGUACAAAUACAAAAGGUAAACUGUUUGGAAGACACAGAAUUCUGUUCAUCUGAAAACAUUGUUGCAUAUCCUACAAUGAAGUUGUAUCACAAUGGUGACAUGACAAGAUUUGAUGGCAGAAGAAAUCUCCAUGAAUUUGAGCUUUUUAUUGACCAAACACUCAAUUAUAACAUCAACAUUCAUGAAGAAAAUGGACUGUUAACAUUAACAAGAGAAAAUUUUGAUGCUCAUAUCAAACAAGGAAAUGGCUUGCAUUUUAUUGAUUUUUAUGCUCCAUGGUGCAUUCACUGCAGACGUUUUGAGCCAACAUGGAAAGUGAUUGCUGAAUAUUACAAAGACAAUGAAGCAAUAACGAUAGGCAAAAUUGAUUGCACUAAAGAGACUGAUAUCUGCAAAAAGUGGGAAGUAAGUGGUUUUCCAACACUUGCAAUGUUUCAAGAGGGAUUCAAAUUGGAUACUUACGAUAACAGCAGAGAUAUUGAGAGCUUAAAGUCAUACAUUCAUCAAAUGUUACAACAACAAGAUCUAAUGAAUGAUUCACCUACACCAUCACCUGAUAACGUCAUACACAUCGGUACCAAUCCAUAUGAAGAACCUGCGCAGGACGAAGGCGAUGUAUUGAAGGUGAAAGAUAGCACAUUUGAUGCAUUGGUUAAGCAAGGGCCGAUAUUUAUCAACUUUUUUGUGCCGUGGUCCAAAGAAUCGCAGAAAAUGGAAGGAACUUGGAAACAAUUAGCGGAGCUCAAUGAACAUGGUAAUCUUAUCAACAUUGCAGAGAUGGACUGCACAAGAUAUUCGGAAUUUUGCGCCAACAUUGAGAUAGCGGACCAUCCAACAUUGAUUUUGUUCAAGAAUGGAUCUCGUUUUCGUUACAAUGGAGAGAUGACAUUAGAAGCAUUGCUGCAGUUUAUUAAACAACACUUUAAAGAUGAAUUAUAGCACCUAGAGACAAAAUUUCAUGUCUCUUAAACAAACUGUCCGACACAAAAAGUUAAAGCAAAAGAGAUUCAUGACAAGAAAAACAUUUGCGAUUUAAAAAAAAUCAAUUGUGCAGAUACAACAGUUUAACUGUCAUUAAAAGUAGUUAUUUAUAACGCUAA
Messenger RNA from Xenia sp. Carnegie-2017, 1353 nucleotides. Its product is annotated as thioredoxin domain-containing protein 5-like. Gene Ontology annotation, molecular function: protein disulfide isomerase activity. NCBI's taxonomy places the organism in Eukaryota, Metazoa, Cnidaria, Anthozoa, Malacalcyonacea, Xeniidae. Gene Ontology annotation, biological process: protein folding. The coding region runs from base 38 to 1192 and encodes 384 amino acids. The transcript is spliced from 12 exons. The record is from RefSeq and is a predicted model, not a curated record. Gene Ontology annotation, cellular component: endoplasmic reticulum.